AUGCGCAUUGCUCUUUGGGCACCAGCCCUAGCCUCUACUGCCGCUGCCUUGGCUGGCCGUUCGGUGAGCAGCACUACCGUUAUUCCAACCGCAACCCCUAUUUCUUCGAGUACUCCCGGGCCCAUAAGCAGUGAUGCCUUUAUCUCUUCUCAGUUCGAGCAAGGGUCCAUGAAGCGCGUCUGCCAAAACGAGGGUGAUCCAGCGGCAGAUUGGGAGGAGUUCAGGAUGGGCGAGUUUCUGAACCAGACCUCAUCUCAGUGGUGCAGCAACCCCGAGUUGUUCAGCAGCAGCAAAUACGACAUCUCCUGGCCCAGGAAACUCUCCAGCUUGCUGCCUCAAAAUGAAAGAUGGCAAUGCUCAGCGACGGGCUCGUGCGACAUCCCAAAGAACGUCACCUGGUGCGACGACAACCGGAACGCCCAAGUCCAGUUCGCCCUCUACUCUGUGCUAAACUUUCACGAUUGGAUGGCAAUCCUGCGCAGCGCGAUCCAGGGCGCGGGGGAUCAUUUUCAAUAUGUCCAGACCGACCUCGUCACCACAUUCACCACGCACGAUGUCUCCAACUCCAAUCCCGCAGCUGAGGGACUGUCGAUCGGUGCUGCGGUCAUGGGUGUUGUUGGUGCUCUCGGUGGUGCCGCGGGACCUGCUGGACCAGCUAUUCAGGGUGCUGCUGGUGUUGUCGGUGCAGGGUUAGGUCUGGGGUCUUCCAUAGCAGCCCUUGACACACCUAACCCGGCUGAGGUACUUCAAAAGGAAAUGGACACGCUCGGCGACAUGGGCGAGCUCUUCGGCAACGGCUUCAAGAAGGCCAAAGAUUAUUAUAGGGAUCUCACUGCCAGAGUCGUUCAGGAUAUCCCGGACGAAGACUGCGAGAGUUAUGUUGACUCUCCCGAAAGUGGUCCAGCCAUACUCAGCAGCGGAAUCUAUUCAGGCGAUAUCUCGUACAGCAGCGAGAAGCAGGCCAGAGAUCUUGCCAUGGUGCUUACGGACACUGCGGCUGUGGGUUUUCUCUGGAAGACAGAGGAGAUCUACAUUGCAAAGCUGACCAAGCAAAUUGAUGGCAUGGACGCGUGCGAUGCCUACCAUGAUUUUGAGGAUCUUUGGGGAGCGUGUGACGACUCAACGGGCACGCUCUAUCUCUUUGUCCCGUGGAAGUAUACCAGCAUAAGGGAUGAAUGGGACCCGGUCCCGGGUAUCGAGGACGUUGCAGACUUCAGAUAUGACCCGGAGGAGUCUCUGGACGAAGAAACCUAUCAUGUCGAUUUGCUGAGCAUGGCGAAAGCUGCUGAAAUCAACCAGCAGACCAAUGGAUACAACAGCUCCGGGUCUCCCGGUACCAUGAUGGACAGUUUGCAGCGUGAGGACGGUGGCAUUGAAAAUGCUCUGCCCAUCAACCUUCCAGUCUGCUACCUCGAUAACAUCAUCGACCACUACCUCGAGAAGAACGAGGACAGUAAGAAGGAAACCGUUGUCAAGGAUGCACUCAGCCGUGGCUGUGCAUCGAUUCCUAACAAUAUCAAGCACUGGCCGUACAAGUACAAGGGCGACCCCAAGGAGCCAGCAACGUACUUCAACCAAAACCCGGAAGUCGAUGACGCGAAGGACUCUAUUGUGAUAGAUGGCCGGGGCUAUGUGAUCUACCCUAAUCUAGAUGAAGACUGGUGGGUGUACUGGGAUUAG
This is a messenger RNA of Aspergillus versicolor CBS 583.65, 1680 nucleotides long. RefSeq lists its product as uncharacterized. The transcript has 7 exons. The record is from RefSeq and is a predicted model, not a curated record. Bases 1 to 1680 code for a protein of 559 amino acids. NCBI's taxonomy places the organism in Eukaryota, Fungi, Ascomycota, Eurotiomycetes, Eurotiales, Aspergillaceae.